AGUGUACUUCCGGUUUGUACCUUCUCCGGUGUAAAAAGUCUAAAACGACAUAAACUUGAGUAAAUUUGUUCCGGUAAGAAAACAAAAAUUUUGUUGUCUUUGGUUGUUUGUCUCAAGAAUUUAUCCAUGACAGGUCAACAUUGGUAUCUGGAAUCAUCCCAAAUAUUUUGAAAGUAACUCACAAUAGUUCAACAUGGCUCCGACAGUGCAGACCGGCCCACGGGAGGAGCGAGAGAGGAAAAACCGCAAUGUUGUGGAGAAGAGAUCUGAGCUGGUGUGUCGUGUCAAAUACAAUAACACACUGCCUGACAUUCCGUUUGAUCCCAAGUUCAUUACAUAUCCAUUCGAGUCAAACCGUUUCAUCCAGUACAAACCCACCUCACUGGAACGCACUUACAAGUACGACAUGCUCACAGAACAUGAUCUUGGGGUAACGAUUGAUCUAAUCAACCCAGAAACCUACAAGUUGAGCCCAAACAUUUACGCUGACUCUGAAGAUGAGAGACUUCUUGAGGAAGAGAUCAACACUCUACACGAUUCCCGUCGUUCCCGUCACCACAACACUUCAGUGUCAUGGUUGCGUAAGACUGAGUAUAUCUCAACAGAAUAUAAUCGAUUCAUACAGAAAUCUGACAAACAUGAAACAAAGGUCGGCUUCAAAUUGAAGCAGAUAAUGAAAGAGGAGGAUCUAUAUAAGGACCGCGAUAGCCAAAUUAAGGCCAUUGAAAAGACUUUUGAAAAUGCCAAAACUAACAUUGCUAAACAUUACAGCAAACCUGGUGUCACCCCAGUUGAGAUUUUACCUGUCUUUCCUGAUUUUGAUCUUUGGAAACACCCCUUUGCUCAGGUCAUCUUCGAUUCUGAUCCUGCUCCAAAGGCACGGACCCCAUCUGUUCAAGCUGAAGAGAUGUCUCAAGCUAUGAUCCGAGGUGCCGUUGACGAGAGUGGUGAGCAAUUUGUGGCGUAUUUCUUGCCAACAGAGGAGACCUGCAACAAAAGAAAGCAGGACCAAACUGACGACAUCUUGUAUCAGCCUGAUGAUUUCUAUGAUUAUACGCUGGCUCGCGAGUACAACUGGAAUGUCAAGAACAAGCUAUCGAAGGGCUAUGAGGAGACAUACUUCUUUAUCUUUCGUGACGAUGUCGUCUACUACAAUGAGUUGGAAACGCGCGUACGGCUGAGCAAAAGGCGUAAAACGGGGGCCGGUGCCGCUCAGGUGGCUAAGUCAAGGCUGAUUGUCAAACACCGCGACUUAUAUGACAAGGAAAUCACAGCACAGAAUGUCCGGCUGACCAUGCUGGAACCACAGCAAGAAGAAGAAGAGGAAGAGGAGGAGGACGAAGAGGAAGGGUCUGGCAAAGAGGAAGAGGAAGGGUCAGCAAAGGAGGAUGACGGUGAUAAGAAAUCGGUGGAGGGCAGCGACGGUGGCAACAGCAGUGACAACGAGAGUGUCAAGUCUGGUGGCAGCAGCAGCAGCGCCAGCAGCAAGAAAAGCAACCGCAGUGCCGCCAGCAGCCGCAGAAAGAGCAGCAGCAGUAGUAGCAGUAGUGAAGGUGAAGGUGGUGCUGGCAGUGGUGAUGAAAGAAGUGAAAAGGCUGGUCAGGAAGAGGAGGAAGAGGAAGCAAAAGGUGGCAGCGGAAGUGAAAAAGAAGCUGGCGACAGUGGGAGUGAGAGUGAGGCAGAAAGCGAGGCCCAAGCAAACGAGAACAAGAAGGACAAGGAAGCAAUUUUCGGUUCGAGCAGCGAGAGUGAAGCCGAAGAAGAGAUGGAGGAGGAGAACAAGGAAGACGAAGAACAGAUCUUUGGUUCUGCCAGUGAUGGAGAGAAUGAACCAGAUAACAAAAAGGAUGAGGAAGAAAUUUUUGGAGUUGCCAGUAGUUCUGAUGACAGUUCUUGAACACCAGAUUAACAGUUUGAAAAUUUCAUUUAAUUAAUUAAUUCUUUGGUGUGGGGAGUAAGAAGGGAAAGGGGGUUACUUAUUUUAAUUAAAAGUGAAAAAACUAAAAGCUCUUCUCAGUACUUGUGUGGUACUUAUUAUAUCAAGCUGUCAGGGUGGUGCUCCAGCAUGACCAUAGUCCAGUGACUGAAACAAGUAAAAGAAUUUGUGUGUGUUUGGAGAGAGAAUUGAGUGUUUUUAUUUGAAUAAAAGCUUAACUUUGAACUUAACAAAGAACUCAGUACAAGUCUUUAUAAUAAUUUUAUUGACAUUCAAUAGAAUUAUCUGACAUCGGUUACAUAUUUAGAUAUUUAUGUGCGUGUUCAUCUAUGUAUACAGAUACACACAUAAAUGUAUGU
Messenger RNA from Octopus sinensis (East Asian common octopus), 2295 nucleotides. Its product is annotated as RNA polymerase II-associated factor 1 homolog. Lineage: Eukaryota; Metazoa; Mollusca; Cephalopoda; Octopoda; Octopodidae. Gene Ontology annotation, molecular function: chromatin binding; RNA polymerase II complex binding. Gene Ontology annotation, cellular component: Cdc73/Paf1 complex. The transcript has 3 exons. Gene Ontology annotation, biological process: transcription elongation by RNA polymerase II. The coding region runs from base 194 to 1897 and encodes 567 amino acids. The record is from RefSeq and is a predicted model, not a curated record.